Molecule: messenger RNA, 3582 nt
Organism: Folsomia candida
Lineage: Eukaryota; Metazoa; Arthropoda; Collembola; Entomobryomorpha; Isotomidae
Gene: Top3alpha
Product: DNA topoisomerase 3-alpha
Exons: 11
Coding region: 188-3388 (1066 amino acids)
Biological process (GO): DNA topological change
Cellular component (GO): nucleus
Molecular function (GO): DNA binding; zinc ion binding; DNA topoisomerase type I (single strand cut, ATP-independent) activity
Source: RefSeq, a predicted model, not a curated record
CACACAGAACUCACAUGUUGAAACAUGAUUUGUUGUCACAAAGAACGUUGAAAAAUAAAUAAUUAUAAUAAUUUUGAUUUUGAUUUUGAUCUAUUCGAAUUUUAUGAAAUUUCUUAAAAUUUAAAGUUUCCAUUUUAUAUUUUAUUCUUUGUUAAGAUUUAUAUUUCAGUUAACAAUCUAAAUCUUGAUGAUUAGAUUAGUCACUAAUUCACUCUGUAAAUUAGCAGUUAACAAAGAGUUGUCAAUUCGAUAUUCCUUUCAUACUCACCGGAAAUUAUUGUUGUCCUCGUCUGCUCUAAUUAGUGGUAAUUUACGCGAUCGUGUUUAUGGUCUGGCAGCUGUACCGUUUCAAAAUGAAUUUGUAAGAAAUAUAAUUCAACUUCGAGGUGAUUUUGUACGAUAUUCGUCGACUGGAGGACAAGCAAAAGAAGAUACUUGUGAAGGGUUCCCUCAUCAACAAGACCCAGACGAAGGACCUUCAUUGCCAGAAAGCGUCGACGUUGACCAAAACGUUAUAAUGAAAGUUCUAAAUGUGGCCGAAAAGAACGAUGCUGCCAAACGUAUUGCGGGGCUAUUAUCGUCAGGACGAGCUCAAAUGAGAAACACAUAUUCAAAGUAUAACAAAAUAUACGCAUUUCCACAUAAUUUUCGAGGGCGAAAUUGCGAAAUAAUAAUGACAUCCGUGUCCGGACAUCUUCUCGGGUAUGAUUUCGACGAUCGGUUUAGGAAAUGGCAUUCCUGCGACCCAGUUGAACUAUUUGACGCUCCUGUUGUAAAAAGUUGUGGGAAGGACUUUAAAGAUAUUCUGAGAACACUGGAGGAACAAGCUCGACAAUGCAACGUUCUCGUUAUAUGGACCGAUUGUGAUAGAGAAGGAGAAGGGAUAGGUUUCGAAAUUAUUGACGUGUGCGUAGCAAAGAAUCCUCGGCUGGAAGUUUUUCGCGCAAAGUUUUCCGAAAUUACGCCAACCUCAAUCAACCGAGCUUGGGCAUCAUUGGGUCCUCCCAAUAAACAAAUGAGUGAUGCUGUGGAUGUCCGUUCCGAACUAGAUUUAAGAAUCGGUGCUGCCUUCACGAGAUUUCAAACGUUGAGGUUGCAAAGAAGGUUUCCAGCUUUGGCCGAACGUCUCGUUAGUUAUGGUUCUUGCCAGUUUCCAACCCUGGGUUUUGUCGUGGAAAGAUAUAAAGCCAUUCAAGACUUCGUCCAGGAGGAUUUCUGGAAAAUCGAAGUUACUCACCAGAUUGACGGCUGCUCAGUAGAUUUUAAUUGGGCAAGAGUUAAACUCUUUAAUAAAUUAGCUGUUCAAAUUUUGUACGAAAAGUGCAUGGAUAAUCCAAAUGCUAAAGUUAUCAGAGUUCAAAGUAAACCAAAGCAUAAAUGGAGACCUGUAGCACUGGACACUGUGGAGUUUGAAAAAUUGGCAUCCAGAAAAUUAAGAAUAAGUGCGAAAGAAGCAAUGAAAAUAGCUGAAAAAUUGUACACUCAAGGUAUCAUUAGUUAUCCGAGGACAGAAACAAAUAUUUUUCCGGAAGGUCUUGAUUUGAGACCAUUAGUGAAUGAGCAGACGGCAAGUAAUCAAUGGGGAGGGUUUGCACAAAGAGUGGUUCAAGAGGGACCAAAUCCAAGGAAUGGUAAGAAGACAGAUCAAGCCCAUCCCCCGAUUCACCCUACAAAAUUUGAUGCCACACUUCAAGGGCCUGAAGCAAAAAUUUACGAGCUAAUAGUACGUCACUUCUUAGCUUGUUGCUCAAAGGAUGCAGAAGGCCGUGAAACCACUGUUGAAAUUGAAAUAGCGGAGGAGAGAUUUGUUGGACAUGGACUCCAAGUCCUGCACCGAAACUACUUGGAAGUUUAUAUUUACGAAAAGUGGACAGAUAAAGAACUACCGCAUUUCCAAGAGGGUGAAAUUUUCCGACCUACACGAAUUGAAAUGGUAGAAAGCCAAACAUCGCCCCCAAACCUCUUGACUGAAGCAGAUCUCAUCGCGUUAAUGGAGAAACAUGGCAUCGGAACUGAUGCGACUCAUGCUGAACAUAUUGAAACAAUAAAACAACGUAUGUACGUGGGGGUUCAAGAAGGAAAAUUCGUUCCUGGACAAUUGGGCAUGGGUCUCGUAGAGGGUUAUGAUUCCAUGGGAUUUGAAAUGUCUAAACCAAAUCUUAGAGCUGAGCUAGAAGCCGAUCUUAAAGGAAUUUGCGAUGGAACAAAGAAUCCUCAGAGAGUGCUCAGGGACCAAGUUCAAAAAUAUAAGCAGGUUUUUAUCGCCGCCACAGAUCAAGUACGACAAUUGGAUGCAGCAGUUUCAAAAUUCUUGGGAGCAGCACCUGGUAAUGCUCCUCCUCCGGGAAAUGGCCCACCAAGACAGCCCCCUCCACCUGCACCAAGACGCGGUGGUGGUGGUGGAGCUAAUUCAGACGACGACGACGACGACGAUCCACCAGGACCAGGAGGAGGUCGUGGGCGAGGAGCUGGCCCUCGAGGUGGUGGAUCUGGUGCUGUAGGUGGAGGAAGCAAUAACUUCAACAGGCCAACUGCUCCGCAAGGACGAGGAGGGACCAAUGGUUAUCCUCAACCUCCCACUCGUCCCAAAGUUACCUUACCAGUUCCAUCCAACAGUAGACCACCCCCAGUGGUUGGAAAUAGUUCAUCUAACAAUUUUUCAUCUAAUUCCAUAGUGGUGGUGAAAUGUGACUGUGAAAUACCAAAAGUGCUUCAAAUGAAAUCCGUUCAAAAUGCACGAGUCACAAGAACAUUUUGGACAUGUGACGAUUGUGGAUUUUACCGGAAAGGGGAUGAAACGAAAAACCCCGAGCCUGAUACAUCGUAUUCAACUCAGAGUAGCUCUAAUUAUAAUAACUAUAAUAGUAGUAAUUCUUGGUCUUCCACGCAAAGAGGAGGUCCUGUCCAGCAAACUAACCGAUUCCAAUCUCAGAAUACCACACAGCGUCCCACACCUAGUUGGUCCACCCAAGGUGAUGAAAAUGAGGACGAUACAGGAAUUCCUUCUUGCAACUGUGGGGAACCAACAUUGUCUCGAACCGUAAGGAAAGAAGGUCCCAACAUCGGGAGGCUAUUUUUUGCAUGUCGCAAAGCAAUGGACGACCCUGCCAAGUGCAACUUUUUCAAAUGGGAUGACGAAGGAAUUGGCGCAGUCAAAAAACCGAACAAUCGUGCCCCACAGAAGGAUUAUCAAUACCAAGGCGGCUCGUCAAAAUUUCCCACAACGAAAUCGGCAAAACGAGGAACGGGAGGAAAUUAUAAAGGAAAAGGAGUUGGCGGACCUCGUAAAUGCAGCGUUUGUAAAGAAGUCGGCCACACGAAACGUAAUUGUCCCGUUGCCACCAUGGCUAGUGGUAAUAUGACGGAUGAAGAAAUGAAUGACUAUUAGAUGAGUUUCUUUUUGGUGUUCGCCACGCAAAGCUACACAUUAUAUGUACAAGCGUAUUUCUAGUCUUAAACUUUUGCAUUCAACAAUAAUCGUUAUUAACAAACAAUGCAAACAUUUUGUAUGCAUUAUCCGAUAUGUAAAAUAAGAAGUUUCAAAUACUUUUAUAAACUGUUUUAACCAUGUCUUAAAAAUGA